AUGGCAGCCCAAGCCCUAACUGAUGCGGGCACAUGGUCGACCUCCGGACAAUAUGCAGCCGGCUGCACUGCUUCUGUCACCUGUUCCUGGGCCACCGCAUGUAGUGGGAACAUACUUUACUACAAUGUCGACAAUAAAACCUUGGACUGUGGUUCCGAGUCCAUGUCAUGCCAAACCAUGACCAUCUAUCAAUCCGAGCCCUACGCCACCCCAUCCGCAUAUAACCUCUUCUGCGCUGACUUUUGGUCUGCCUACACAAUCUAUCGAGAGCUGCCCGCUACGACAACCUCAACCACAUCAGCAACCUCAGGUAAACCUGAAUCUCAUCUGUCCCAGAGACACCAAAUGUCACUGAUGGUCUUGCCUAUAGAUUCAACAACCAGUGCAACAACCGCCCCAAUCACCUCUAUGGCUACAAAAACCGCUUCUGGGACCCAAACAUCGACCGCUUCACCGUCUUCAACAUCCACCUCUUCUUCCGGGAAGAGCCAGGCGUGGAUUGCGGGUCCCGUAAUCGGCGCGGUAGCAGGCGUUCUUGUUAUUGCAGCCGUGGUGAUCUUCUUCCUACGCCGUCGAAUAACCCGACACCCUCAGGCCAUGGAGUACCAAAGUGUCUCCCCGAGCGCGCGGACAGUUUCCGAGCUGCCUACGGAAAGCCUUACGGGAAUGGUGCACGAAAUGCCCUCUUCAUCCGCAUCCCGGGUGGGGCCAUACGAGCUGAGUUGA
This is a messenger RNA of Aspergillus niger, 726 nucleotides long. RefSeq lists its product as uncharacterized. NCBI's taxonomy places the organism in Eukaryota, Fungi, Ascomycota, Eurotiomycetes, Eurotiales, Aspergillaceae. The record is from RefSeq and is a predicted model, not a curated record. The transcript has 3 exons. Bases 1 to 726 code for a protein of 241 amino acids.